Tachysurus vachellii is the source of this 4350-nucleotide messenger RNA. Its product is annotated as E3 ubiquitin/ISG15 ligase TRIM25-like. Lineage: Eukaryota; Metazoa; Chordata; Actinopteri; Siluriformes; Bagridae. The coding region runs from base 57 to 1724 and encodes 555 amino acids. The record is from RefSeq and is a predicted model, not a curated record. Gene Ontology annotation, molecular function: zinc ion binding. The transcript is spliced from 4 exons.
UCCUUCUAUACGACCGCUCUCGUUUGAACUGGUUCUUAUUUAUUUGUUUAACUAAAAUGGCAGAAGUUAAUGUUUUAAUAAAUGAAGACGAGUUCUGCUGUUCAGUCUGUUUGGAAUUACUGAAGGAUCCAGUGACUUUAACUUGUGGACACAGUUACUGCAUGUCCUGCAUUACUAGUAGCUGGGAUCAGCAGGUAGGGAUCUACACUUGUCCUCAGUGCAGAGCAACCUUUGAUAAAAGGCCUUCUCUACGCAGGAACAACUUGCUGGCUGGUUUAGUGGAGAAAAUAAAACAACGUGGACUAGAACUCUCUGAUCACUGUUAUGCUAAAUCUGGAGAUGUGGAGUGUGAUAUCUGUACUGGAAUUAAAUACAAAGCAGUCAAGUCCUGCCUGGUAUGUCUGGCAUCUUACUGUGCAGAUCAUUUUCGACCUCACAAGGAAUCUUCUGCCCUGAUGAAGCAUACUGUGACUGAAGCCUCUGCAAAGCUACAUGAGAAAAUCUGUCCACAGCAUGGAAAACCUCUGGAGAUAUUCUGUCGUACAGAUCAGAAAUGCAUUUGCUAUCUAUGCACCUUGGAUGAACAUUCCAACCAUAAUUUUGUUUCAGCUGUAGCUGAGAGAGCAGAGAAAGAGAAACAGGUAUUAGAGACCCAGAUCAACUACACACAGAGAAUUCUGGAGAGGGAGGAGGACCAUGUAGAGCUGAUGGAAUCUUUAGAGUCAAUCCAGAAUUCCGCACAAGUAGCAGUUGAGGACAUUCGAAGGUUAUUUCAAGAGCUUAUUCAGUCCGUUGUGAUAAAAUGCUCUGAGGUGACAAACCAGAUAAGUGCUCAGGAGAAUGUUGAAGUUACUCACACCAAACAACACCUGAAGCAAGUGGAGCAGGAGAUUGUUGAGCUCAAGAGUAAAAACGAAGAGCUUAAGCAACUCUUACAGACAAAAGAUGACAUCCUUUUCCUCCAGAGUUUCCAGUCUUUCCAUGAUCUUAGGCUACCUGAGGCCAUUUCCAGGGUAAACAUUAAUAUGCCACGCUCAUAUGAGGAUGUAAAGAUAUUUGUCCAUAAGCUUAAAGAGAAUAUCAAAAGUACCAAACUGUAUCCUGAUUCAGCUUCUCAAAUGAACAGUAACCAAAUGACUUUAGAGAACUCUCGGGAACUCUCACAAAUCCCAACCAUCAACCUUCUUUCCAAUCCGUUAGCAGAAUUAGAAACUACUUUUGUAAUUUCAUCAACACCUGAAACUAAACCCCAACCCAUGUUUGAUUUAAAAAACUCUACAUGGUUUGGGUUGUCCUCAAUACCUGAAACUAAGCCUGAAUACACCUUUGGUUUAAAAAAAAAUACAGGGUUUGGGUUGUCCUCAACACCUACCACUAAGCCCAAAUCCACCUUUGAUUUAAAAAAAAAUACAGGGUUUAGGUUUUCCUCAACACCUGCCACUCAAUCCCAAACCAGGUUUAGGUUUUCCUCAACACCAGACACUCAACCCCAAUCCCUUUUUGGUUUCACAAAGCCUAGCGGGUUUGGGUUGUCCUCACCACCUGACAGUCAACCCCAAACUGUAUUUGGGUUGUCCUCAACACCUGACACUCAAUCCCAAACUCUGUUUGGGUUGUCCUCACCACCUGCCACUCAAUCCCAAACUGUAAUUGGGUUGUCCUCAAGACCUGGAACUCGGGUCCAUGUGGCCCGAGAAAUUCGGAUAAGCGGUAGAAAAAAAUGAAUGUAUGUAUUUGGGUUGUCCAACACCUGACACUGAAUCCCAACAUGUAUUCUCUGCAACACUUGACAGUCUUUGUUUGUAUUUGGAAUCAGAUCAAAACCUACCGCUUAAAACUAAUCUGUAUUUUGGUUCUCCUCAAAAUCUGCCACUCAAUCCCAAUCUAUGUUUAUGUUGCAAUCCCCACAAAUGCUACUCAAUCUGUUUUUUGGGUCCUCUCAAACCCUGACACUCAAGCCCAAUCAGAAUUUGGGUUUUCCUCAACACCUGAACCCGUAUUUACGGAAAUUCUUAGUAUAAAGAGUUGCUCCUAGUGAUGCAAUUCUUAGAGAUGUGGGUGUUUCCUUUUAAAGUGAAAGAGAAUAUCCUAAAACGAUAAAAGUUAUUCACAAAGCAUCUUAACCCUUAAAAGAGCUUAUAAGGUCAAAAAUUCUUAGGAGUACAGAGAAGGACUUUUAAGUUUCAUUAACAGAGGAGAAACUUGGGGACAGGUGAAGAGGGAGAAAAAAUGUAUUGCAUACAAUAUUUACUAAUGAUAGUGAGUUAAUAAGAUUCUACAGGUUAUUUCGUGGAUUAUUUUUGCGACCAAUCAUAUUAGAGAAAACAUCUCUGACACAGAGCAGAUAUGGCAUUUAUUCUGCCGCUAUGUCAUUUGGAGAUAUUCUAACAUCUCCAGAACAGAGCUGAAAUGCCAUAGCAGCAGAAAUUAUUAUAUAUUUUGGCGCUGUGACAUUUCUUUUCUGUGUCAGAGAUGCUUGCAUUUACAUUAGAUUUGUUACAUUUGUAACAUACAGAUGUUAGCACAUCUCUAAUAUGAUUGGUCACAAAUGUAAUCCCACUAUACACUAUAGCAUUAUAUCUUAACAUAGAGACAAAGUGAAGAGUCUUUAGAUAUUUUUAAAAGUUUUUGUUGGACAACCAAUCACAGUCAUCAAAAGAGUGUGUCAUACCUAGUCACAGGGUCAGCCCUGCCUCCUCUCUAAGAUAAAAGUUUUUGUCUUUUCUUUACUCAGCUCUUCUUGCUCUGAGAUUGAAUCCUGAAUCACUCUCAAGCUAAGAUUCCUAGUUAGAAUUUUUUAAGCUAAAUUAGGAGCUCUUUGAGAGUUUAGAAUCUUUAUGAAUACGGGCCCUGAUGUUUAAUCUCAUUCAAUACUUCAACACCUGUCACUCAAUCUCAAUCUGUUUGGGAUUCAAUCAGCUAUGAUAUGCCCUGCUUCUGAAUGCUGGUGUGCCCCAUCCAAAACCUAUGAGUCAGACAUAAAAUAACAGUAGCAAUACAGUCGAUUUAAAAAGUUUAAGUAAGUUUACAUUGAUUUUUUUUUUUUUUUUUUACAUUCUUGUGUGUUCACUCCACACUUUAACUUAACUGAAAGCUUCCGCAUUGGUGUUUGAGUUAGGAAGAAUAGUACGGAAGAAACAGGAAAGUGUUUCAAAACUGUCACUAUUUAAAAAUAGAGUAAUAAACAUGUAUAGAAUAUUAGCUAGAAAGAUGGUGUGGCUUCAGGGGUGCGUGUGAUGUACUUUCUUUUAAGGUACUCUCAAUUAGUGAUUUUUUUCAACAGACAAUUGUAAAACUGUAUUAAAUAUUACAUACACAUUUCAUCAUUAAAACGCCGACUGAAGACCUACAUAUUCAGGAAACUACAUAUUCAAUUUCAACUAACACUUCUUUCCCUAUCUUUUGCAUUUAAAAAAAAUAAAUAAACACACACAACCUUUGAUACUUUUUCAUUGUAACAUUGAACAAUGUUUUAAACUCAUGGUGUCUUAAGUAUGUAACCUAGUGAGCCAGCAUUAAUGUAUCCAAUGUUAGAGAUUUAAGCACUUAUGUGCGUCGCUCUGGAUAAGGGCGUCUGCCAAAUGUAAAUGUAAAUACAACGUUUGAUACAGUCAUGGGGAAAAGAAAGUACACACUCCAUCAGUUCUUUGUUUAUUUCUCUGAGCAUAGAUAACAAUUGUGUGGUCACCAAAUUCUAUAAAAAGUUAAUAACCUAAAAUGACAACAAAAACACACAACAGGUCAUGUGGCUGCAGAAUAAACCAAAAUCAAGCUUGGGUUUUUCUUUAUAUCUCUGAGCAUUGAACCAUCUGACUAUUAAAUUAAAUUUGCUGGGACACCAACUCCUGGGACUAUUGUCAACUAUCUUAAAAACUGCCCAUUUGCAAACAAUUGUUCAUAUUAUAGAAUGAUAAAUUUCAGUUUGUUUUGUGAUAACCUUAUAAUGCUUAACAGAUUGAAAAGCAGCAACAAUUGCUUCUCUGAGAUCAAGGCUAAUGCCCUUUCUUCUUGGAAUGAUGUAGACACAGCUGAAUGUUACAGGCUUUUAGGCUUUUAUUGUGGUAGUCACACUUCUUGAUGAAUAACUUAUCUCGUUCAUUUAUUUAGUAGCACCUGGCUAAUUUCUCUCUUACAUAUCGUGGAAAUAGGAAUGGUGCAGUUAUUUUUUCCCCAUUUGGUUUCUGAAUGUAGUUUGACUGCAUCAUGAUAUCUAUUGUGGGUUUUGUCACAUGAAGCUAUUUGUUUCCAAAAGUUUGUAAGAACCAUAUAAUUGUUAGUUAGACCCAGGUAAAUAAAAACCUAUUAUUAAAGGGGAAGUGUACUUUCUUUUUUCAGUGACUGUACUGUAAA